Messenger RNA from Haliotis rufescens (red abalone), 1205 nucleotides. RefSeq names its product death domain-containing protein CRADD-like. NCBI's taxonomy places the organism in Eukaryota, Metazoa, Mollusca, Gastropoda, Lepetellida, Haliotidae. Gene Ontology annotation, molecular function: protein binding. The transcript has 4 exons. The record is from RefSeq and is a predicted model, not a curated record. Gene Ontology annotation, biological process: signal transduction. The coding region runs from base 300 to 842 and encodes 180 amino acids.
CUAUGCACUUGCUUUGUGUACAGAUGUGACGGCGAGGUAAGGGCAACCUAACACACAUGAGCAUUAAUAGCCAUGUUUACCUGUACUUGUACUUGACUGCCAAAAAUGCUGUCGAGGCAUCUGUACAUCUUCUUUGUCGAAUUGCAUUAUUAAAGUACAUCAAGAUGAGACAUCAUAUACAUUCAUAUAUAUUUGCUGAGCACGAAACCUUGAAGUGUAGCCAGGACAUUUCCAAGAAACUAUGGGCGGCCAUGUAGCUUCAAUAUCUUAUAAAUUAUAUCACUGAACAUAGGUCAUAGAUGUAUUCAGUAAACAAAGAUCUGAAGCGCUGUAUUUCCUUCAUCGAACACACUAUGCGUUCAUCACAGUUUGUGGCAGAUUACGGAUACGAACGAACUAGCACUUGUUUGGCAGGAACUGGACAGCAUGCUGCGCAAAGAGCUACUGUGCAUCAACUGUGCAACAUAAUGGAAAACAUUCAAAAGUGCCUGGACAUGGAUCAGCAGGACCCUCCAAUUCCUGAAUGGUUCCGAGCAAUGGCUCAUGACCAACAACAACGGAUCGUGACUGACAAGUUCAUUGGGAGGAUUGCAAAACAUAUCGGGGCAGAUUGGGAACUGAUAGCAGCAGAAAUGGACAUCUCUAGGCCCAAGCGAGAAGCUAUUGUAGCCAAACACCCAAGAUCCAUCCAGCUACAAGUUGCUGGAGCAUUCACCACAUGGAAACAGAAGAACUCACGUCAAGCUACAAUUGCAACAUUAAUUCAAAUCUUGUGGCAGUGCAAUGAGCGGUGCACCAUCGACUGGGACGAUAUCGAGGAGGUGGUGAUGGGGGAUUGGUGAUGGUGAUUGGUGAUGGGGGAUUGAUGACUGUCUCUAUGACAAUGAAGACUGUAAGGACAUAAAACAUUUUAUGGAUAACAAGUUAAGGAUACCACAGGGCUACUUCUUGUCUCUUUACAUUCAACUGAUGUAGGUGCAAAAUAUAGUCGUUAUGAAGAAGUUGUCAUAAAUGUUAUAAAGAGGUUGUCGUAAAAGUGUUUUCUUACUUCUUCUUGUAACCAACCAAAAGACUAUGAAGCCAAUGUUUAAUAAUAAUUUGUGCACUAUAUGUGCAAUUGAUCUGUAAAUGACGAGCGUAUAUAUCGAGCUAUCCGUUGUUGGGGUAUGAAUGGUACCUUCAUAUUAAACAAUUUUAUAUCUGUG